Messenger RNA from Dictyostelium purpureum, 570 nucleotides. RefSeq lists its product as uncharacterized. The transcript has a single exon. Lineage: Eukaryota; Evosea; Eumycetozoa; Dictyosteliales; Dictyosteliaceae. The record is from RefSeq and is a predicted model, not a curated record. The coding region runs from base 1 to 570 and encodes 189 amino acids.
AUGUCAUCACCUCAAUCAUCAAGUCCAAAUGUAACUUUAAUCAGUAAUGAUAAUAAAAACUAUAAUUGUGAAUAUAUAUCAUCAACAACAUCUCAAAUCAAUUGUUUAUUAGAACCUGGAGAAGGAUUAAUAAAUAAAAUUCAAAUCAAAAUAGAUGAGGUAGAAAGUACAACUGAAAUAAAUUUUAAAUAUGGCGUACCUCAUUUUACAUCAACAAAUGCAAUUCAAAUUGAUAGAACAAAUGAAUUUUCAACAACUGGUAUUAUCUAUGGUAAUAUUAACGAUACAAAUGGUACAAUAAAAUUUAUAUUUAAUGGAAAAGAAAGUAAUGAAAAUAUUAUCACAUCAAUAAGUAAUGAUGAAACUAAACUAUCAUUUAAAUUACCAAAUAUAUGUAAAACAUCUGUAAAACUAUCAAUUGAAGUUAAUAAUAUUAUUUCAAAUAAUAAUAUAACAAUAACACUACAACCUACAUUUGUAUUAGCUCCAUCAAGAUCAUUAACAAAAGGAUCAUCAUUACAUAUUGUUAAAUACUUAAGAUAUUAUUGUAAAACCAUCUAUUACAAUUGA